AUGUUUCGACUGCCAGUGCUGGCCUUGACGGCCUUAGCCUGUAGCCUGGGUGCGAUCGCGAGCUCGUCGCUUUCAGUCGAGUACCACCCAGUCACUAUAUCCGGCGGCGGCUUCAUCACUGGCUUUUUGGCCCACCCCACCCAAAAGGACUUGAUCUAUGCGCGCACCGACAUUGGUGGCACGUACCGCUGGAACGCCAAAGCGUGGACCUGGGAGCCGAUCACCGAUUUUGUCCUCAACAAUCCGCUGUCGGGCAACGGCACCAACCUGCUGGGCACCGAGUCGAUCGCGCUUGACCCUACCGACCCGAAGCGUCUGUACCUCGCCCAAGGAAUGUACGCAGUCUGGGACCCCUGGGCUGCUUUCUUUGCCAGCGACGACCAGGGCAAGACGUUCAAGCAAUACCGUUCGCCCGUGCCAAUGGGUGCCAAUGAUAUGGGCCGCAACGGUGGUGAGCGUCUUGUGGUCAACCCUCACUCCCCGAACGAGCUCUGGUUUGGUUCCCGUACCGAAGGUCUGUGGCGCAGCGUCGACCGCGCUGCUACGUGGUCCAACAUCACUAGUUUCCCGGAUGCGUACGGAAAUGGCAUCGGUCUCAUUUCUGUCAUCUUCGACCCCAACAACAAUGGCACUGCCUAUGUUGGCGCCUGUGUUCCUGGUGGCCUCUAUGUCACCCACGACGGGGGUGUCUCGUGGGCCCAGAUUGAUGGCCAGCCGACAACCUGGUCAGACUGGACCAACAGCAUUGUCUCUGGCACCGGCACCGCUACGCAGAGCACUGGUCCUCAGCCGAUCAAAGUGGCGCUGAACAACAACAAGCUUUACAUCACGUACGCCGACGCUCCUGGACCUUGGGGUGUUCUGUACGGCGAGGUCCACUCCUACGACGUGUCUAGCAAGACCUGGGCCGACAUCACCCCUUCGCGUAAGGGCGCCAACACCACUCCUGCGCCGUCUGGUAGCACAACUACGGUUCCCGGUGGUUGGAACGGAAUCACGUUUGGCAACAAUGGCACGGUAGUCGUUUCGACUCUGGACGCCAACGCUGCCGACUCGGUCUACCUCUCGCGCGACGGUGGCAACUCGUGGAAGGACCUUGGCCAGCUUGCUACUCCCACGGGUGCUGGCGGUACCUCGCACACUCUAUGGCAGACGAGGAUGCGCGACCGCACUCUUGUCCCUUGGCUGUCGUUUGCCGACCCGGGCAAGGGUAUUCUGGGCUUUGGCUGGUGGAUUGCCGCUGUCCUCAUCGACCCGUUCAACCAAGACCGUCUCCUGUACGGCACUGGCGCGACCAUUUGGGCCACAGACACCCUCUCUCGCGCCGACGCCGACCAGUCACCUAGCUGGUACAUCAACUCUGAGGGUAUGGAGGAGGCAGCCGUCUGGGUGCUCAAGUCCCCGCCUAGUGGUCCGGCCAACCUCUUCAGUGGCAUGUACGACCUCGGUGGAUUCCGCCACGACGACCUCACUGUUCCGCAGCCAAUGUACAACUGGCCGACCUACAGCAGCACCGACGGCCUUGAUUUUGCUGGCAAGGUGCCCAACGUCCUUGCCCGCGUCGGCCGCAACGACAACUGGGCUACCGACUCGGUGUACGGGUGCGCAUGGGGCGCCGUGACCACCGACGCGGGUGACCACUGGAACCUGUUCCCCACUUGCCCGCCAGUCGUCAACUCGACUGCAGUGCCCGGCAAUGGCGGCACUGUUGCUGUGGGAGCUGACGGCAAGACGUUUGUCUGGUCGCCUUACGACUACAACAAUGUCCUUGGCACUGGACCGUAUGCCUCGUCCGACGGCGGCAAGACGUGGACCGUCCCGACGGGCCUCACUUUCCAGACCACGGGCCUUGCGGCUGACCGUGUCAAGGCCAACGUCUUCUACGCCUAUGCCCAGGGCAACUUUUACGUCUCGGUCGACGGUGGCCUCACCUACUCUCAGACCGGCUCCGGCCUUCCUACGGGCUGGACCUGGUCCGGUACCCCGAUUGCAAGCUAUCUUCGCGCUGGCGAGCUUUGGGUGUCGGUUACGGGUGUGGGCAUCUACCACAGUACCGACUUUGGAGCGACGUUCACGGCUCUUCCCAACUCGGCCUCCAGUCUCCAACCCAGUGUGUUUGGCAUUGGCGCUCCAAAGACAGCGUCUGGGGCUGAGACACUCUUCUUCUGGGGUAUCCCCGCUGCCUCCAAGCCCGAGGGACUGUACAUGUCCACGGACAAUGGCGCUUCGUGGCUUCGUGUCAACGACGAUCAGCACCAGUACGGUGGCCCCGUCUCCCUCUCUGGCGACCCGCGUGUGUUUGGUCGUGUCUACUUUGGAAUGAACGGCCGUGGUAUCAUGUAUGCCCAGGUGACCAACGUUCCCAAGAACAAGCACCGUCGUCGUCACUGA
Molecule: messenger RNA, 2391 nt
Organism: Apiotrichum porosum
Lineage: Eukaryota; Fungi; Basidiomycota; Tremellomycetes; Trichosporonales; Trichosporonaceae
Exons: 1
Coding region: 1-2391 (796 amino acids)
Biological process (GO): xyloglucan metabolic process
Molecular function (GO): protein binding
Source: RefSeq, a predicted model, not a curated record